AUGGCCCCCAAAGAAGCAGUAGACAUAGCCUCCUUCGCCACAACCCAACUCAUUCUCCUAGAAGCAGAGCUCCAAUCCGAGCUAGCAGAAACCUCUUCCCUCAUCACCGCCACAUCCCCCACCUCGCUCCAACGCGCCGGCGUCGCCAUAACCAACCUCUCCCUCUCGUCGCAGCGCACGGGUCUAGGCGGCAAGACCGUCGUCGAACUGACCCCGGACUCUGCUACCGGAGGCGAGCUGCCGGAACAUGGCAUCCGCACGGGGGAUAUUGUGGUUGUGGCUGAGCAGCCGGCGGGCAGUGCGAAGAAGCGCGAGGUGAGGGAGUUGGAGGAGAAGGGGUCUAGGGGGGUGGUGACGAGGGUGGGACGCGCUGCUGUUUGGGUUGCGUUGGAUGGGGAUGAGGAUGGGGAUGAUGUUCCGGCGAAGAGGCUGUGGAUUGUUAAGUUGGCGAAUGAUGUUACUUAUAAGAGGAUGAAUCAGACGAUGGGGCGGCUGUUAAAGAUGAAGUCGGAUGAGUAUUCCAGCUUCGUGAGAGUGCUGUUCGGGCUUACCAGUCCGUCGCCUGAGGAUCAGAGUGCGGUGGGCGAGAUUGAGUGGGUUGAUGAGAGCUUGAACGAGAGUCAGAAGGAGGCUAUUAAGUUUGCUUUGGCUUCACGGGAGAUGGCUCUCAUUCAUGGGCCACCUGGUACUGGCAAAACUCAUACUUUGAUUGAACUCAUAUUACAGAUGUUGAAGCGCAAUCUCCGGGUCCUGGUUUGCGGGCCGUCGAAUAUCUCAGUAGACAAUAUUGUUGAACGGCUUGCUCCCCACAAAAUUCCUAUUGUCCGCCUGGGCCAUCCAGCUCGGUUGCUCCCAUCGGUGCUCAAUCACUCUCUAGACGUCCUUACGCAGACAUCAGAUGCAGCUGCUAUUGUGAAAGAUGUCAGGAAGGAGAUGGAUACGAAGCAAGCCUCGAUCAAGAAGACGAAAAGCGGUCGAGAGCGCAAGGCUAUUUAUGGAGAUCUCAAGGAACUUCGGAAAGAGUUUAAGGAGAGGGAGAAGAAGUGUAUUGGGAGUCUGAUUCAAAGCAGUAAAGUUGUGCUGGCGACGCUUCAUGGAGCAGGCGGUUUCCAGACGAGGGAUGAAGUCUUUGAUGUUGUGAUUAUUGAUGAGGCAAGUCAGGCACUGGAGGCUCAAUGUUGGGUUCCUCUUUUGAGAGCGAGCAAGGUGGUUCUUGCUGGGGAUCACUUGCAAUUGCCACCUACAAUCAAGUCUUUAAAUUCAAAGACCAAGCCUAGAUCUAAAGACGUAAAGGAGACGGAGGCAAUUAUUAAAGGCAUGACGCUGGAGAAAACUUUGUUUGAUAGGCUACUCGGUCUUCAUGGGCCUGGAAUCAAGCGAAUGUUAACCACACAAUACCGCAUGCACGAGAAAAUCAUGAGAUUCCCUUCCGACGAACUCUACGAUUCGAAACUAGUAGCAGCCGAAGCAGUGAAAGCGAGGCUGCUGAAAGACCUACCAUACGAAGUAGAGGAGACUGAAGAUACCAAUGAGCCGCUGAUAUUUUUCGACACUCAAGGCGGCGAUUUCCCCGAGAAGAAUGAAGAGGAAGAGGUUGAUAAGAAGGCCGGUAAGGGCAUGAUGGGAGACAGUAAGAGCAAUGAGAUGGAAGCCGCUCUCGUGAGGCAUCAUGUGCAGAAUCUGGUCGUUGCGGGGGUACAGCCGUCUGAUAUUGCUGUCAUCACUCCGUAUAAUGCCCAACUGGCGCUGAUGUCAAAGGCGAUGAAGGAAGCUUUUCCGGGCAUCGAAUUGGGAAGUGUUGAUGGAUUUCAGGGACGUGAGAAAGAGGCUGUCAUUGUAAGCCUUGUUAGAAGUAACUCGGAGCACGAAGUUGGUUUUCUUGGAGAGAAACGCAGACUGAAUGUCGCUAUGACGAGGCCGAGGCGCUCCUUGACUAUUAUCGGAGACUCUGAGACGCUGCAGUGA
Lachnellula hyalina is the source of this 1965-nucleotide messenger RNA. RefSeq names its product DNA polymerase alpha-associated DNA helicase A (gene hcs1). The record is from RefSeq and is a predicted model, not a curated record. Gene Ontology annotation, molecular function: RNA binding; 5'-3' DNA helicase activity; ATP hydrolysis activity. Lineage: Eukaryota; Fungi; Ascomycota; Leotiomycetes; Helotiales; Lachnaceae. The coding region runs from base 1 to 1965 and encodes 654 amino acids. The transcript has 7 exons.